AAACAGCACUGCAGAUAAACACUCUGGCAGAUAUUCACCAACCAGUGGAUGACGUCCUUCACAGAGUCUUAGAGAGACACAAAACCAGCAUGAAGAACAAGUACGAGAGCUUAUUUGAGGGAAUCAGAACAGAAGAGAAUAAAACCCUCCUGAACAGGAUUUACACACAGCUCUACAUCAUAGAGGGAGAGAGUGAAGGAGUGAAUGAAGAACAUGAGGUUCUACAGAUGGAGAAAACAUCCAGGAGACACUUACAAGACUCUCCAAUCAACUGCUCAGACAUCUUUAAACCUCUACAAGGUCCUGAAGGAGAAACGCUAGAAGGGAACAUUAGAGCUGUGAAGGCUGACAGUCUCAGACACAAAGAAAGAGAAGAAGAUAACAGACCAAAAGAGCCAGAGCUCAGAAGUGUUCUGACUAAAGGCAUCGCUGGAAUUGGAAAAACUGUCUCUGUGCAGAAGUUCAUUCUGGACUGGGCUGAAGGAAAAGCCAAUCAGGAUGUAGAGCUCAUGUUUGUGCUUCCGUUCCGGGAGCUGAACCUGAUUAAAGAUGAUCAAUACAGUCUUCAUGGACUUCUGUGUGACUUCCAUCCUGAGCUCAAAGAUCUGGACCCAGAGAUUUAUGAUCAGCUCAAAGCUGUGUUUGUAUUUGAUGGUCUGGAUGAAAGUAGAAUUCCACUGAACUUUAAACAGUGUAAGAAAGUAUCUGACAUCACCAUGGCAUCAUCAGUGGGUGUGUUGAUGACAAACCUCAUCAAAGGAGAGCUGCUUCCCUCUGCUCUGAUCUGGAUGACCUCCCGACCAGCAGCAGCCAAUCUGAUCCCUCCUAAAUACAUCAGCCGUGUGACAGAAGUUCAGGGAUUCAAUGACCCACAGAAGGAGGAGUACUUCAGGAAGAGGAUCAGUGAUGAAGACCAAGCCAAGAGAAUCAUCUCCCACAUUAAGACAGUGAGGAGCCUCCACAUCAUGUGCCACAUUCCAGUCUUCUGCUGGAUCUCAGCCACUGUUUUUCAGCAAAUUAUCAAACAGAGUCAUACAGAAAUCCCUAAAACUCUGACUGAAAUGUACUCACACUUCCUGCUCACUCAGACAAACAUGAAGAAUGAGAAGUAUGAGGAGAAAAAGAGGAGAAACCCAAAGAACCUGCUGGAGUCCAAUAGAACCAUUAUACUGAAACUGGCUGAACUGGCUUUCAAACAGCUGAUGAAGGGCAAUGUGAUGUUCUAUGAAGAGGACCUGAGAGAGAGCAGCAUUGAUGUCACUGAGGCCUCAGUGUAUUCUGGGAUUUUCACUGAGAUCUUUAGGGAGGAAUGUGUGCUUUACCAGAGGAAGGUCUACUGCUUUGUUCAUCUGAGCUUUCAGGAGUUCCUGGCUGCUGUUUAUGUGUUUCACUGCUAUGAGAGCAAAAACAUGGAGGAACUGCAGAUAUUUAACCCACGAAACAGAGAGAGGUCUAAGAGCAAAGAUCUACUGGAUGAGCUGCUGAAGGGAGCAGUGAAUAAAGCAGUAAAGAGUCAGAAUGGACACCUGGAUCUUUUCCUCCGUUUCCUGCUGGGCAUCUCACUGAAGUCCAAUCAGAGACACCUACAGGGUCUACUGACCCCAACACAGAGCAGCUCAGAGAGAACCAGACAGCACAUGAAGAAAUUAAUCAAAGGAGAAGAUAAACGAUACCCCAUCUCCACUGAGAGAUCCAUCAAUCUGUUCCUCUGUCUGUCUGAAAUGAAUGACCAGUCUCUCUCCAGAGAGAUUCAGGAGUAUCUAAACUCAGAGAGACACUCAGGGGAGAAACUCUCUCCUGGACAGUGUUCAGCACUAGCCUGCAUGCUUCUGACCUCAGAGAAGGUUCUGGAUGAGCUGGACCUGAAGAAAUACAACACAUCAGAGGAGGGUUAUAGGAGACUGAUCCCAGCUCUGACUUUCUGCAGAAAAGCUCUACUAGCUUGGUGUGGUCUCACCACAAAUUCCUGUGAGAAUCUAUCAUCAGCUCUACAAUCUGUAAAUUCAUCUCUGAAAGAGCUUGACCUGAGUAACAAUGACCUUCAGGAUUCAGGCGUGGAGCUGCUCUCUGCUGGACUGAAGAGCUCACACUGUAAACUGGAGAUACUCAGAUUGUCUGGCUGUAUGGUUACAGAUGAAGGCUGUUCUUCUCUGGCUUCAGCUCUGAAAUCAAACCCCUCACACCUGAGAGAACUGGAUCUGACUUAUAAUCACCCAGGGGAGUCUGGAGUGAAGCUGCUGUCUGAUCUACUGGAGGAUCCACAAUGUAAACUGGAGAAACUACACACACAUACAGCCGUGAGUUCCUGCUCGACAUUGGCAGAACCUCAUUUUGAAGAGCUACGAGCCUGCAGUUUGCUUAGGAGUCCAGCACCAACACCGCCCCCCACUCCUGCAUCUCGCCCAGAGUGGAGGCGCCACAAGCGGUAUGAACGGAAGCAGAAGAGGGGUAAGCGUGGAGGUAUCCGAGCUAGGCUAGCGGCUAGCCCACACAAGCCGGCCAUCCCCACCAUAGUACUGGCCAACGUACGCUCACUGGACAACAAACUGGACUACAUACGCCUGCUACGCACAACUCAGAAGUCUGUGAGAGACUGUUGUGUGUUUGUGUUUACGGAAACAUGGCUCAGUAACAACAUCCUGGACCACGCCAUUCAGCUCGAGCGGCUAACAUGCUAUCGAGUGGACAGAGCCCUCGUUGAAGGAGACUGGAAUGUGUUUAAACAAGUGGCGACCUACAACAACACCACAUAUCUCCAGGAGUAUGCCGACUCAAUCACUGGCUACAUCUCCAAGUGCAUUGAGGAUGUGACUGUUCUCAAGCCCAUCACAGUCCAGGCCAAUCAGAAGCCAUGGCUGACAGGGGAGGUAUACAGACCACUGAAGGCUAGAAAUGCUGCCUUCUCAGCAGGAGACAAGGUGGGCCUGAAGGCAGCUAGGAACAACCUGUUCCGUGGCAUCAGAAAGGCAAAGAGGCAACACAACAAUCUCUAUCUGAACAUUGAGAAGACGAAGGAGAUUGUUGUGGACUUCUGGAGAAUGUGUACCCAGCAUGCUUCUCUGACCAUCAACGGUGCUGCUGUGGAGAGGGUGAACAGCAUCAAGUUCCUGGGCGUGCACGUCACAGAGGACCUCUCCUGGACCAACAACACAGCAUCACUGGCCAGAAGGGCUCACCAGCACCUCUACUUCCUUCGCAACUGA
This is a messenger RNA of Colossoma macropomum (tambaqui), 3203 nucleotides long. Its product is annotated as NLR family CARD domain-containing protein 3-like. Lineage: Eukaryota; Metazoa; Chordata; Actinopteri; Characiformes; Serrasalmidae. The record is from RefSeq and is a predicted model, not a curated record. The coding region runs from base 90 to 3203 and encodes 1037 amino acids. Gene Ontology annotation, molecular function: protein binding. The transcript is spliced from 7 exons.